AUGGGUGGAGGGGACGGCUCGGAGGAGGAGUCCGGCUGGGAGCGGUCGUCCACCUCUAGAGGGAUCAACACCGCCGCCGGCGUGGUCUCCGGCAGCUCCCUGGCCAACCCCCCCGGCAGCUCCUCGAGGGAGGGCUCCACCAGGAAGCCCACCAAGUUGGCGGCGGCGGAGGAGGUGGAUCAAUUGCCGGCGUCCUGCACUGACGAGCUCGACCGGCGGGUCGGCUACUCGGCGGAUCACCACCGUGGCCGCCGCCGUGGGAGCGGCGGCGAUGAGGAUGAGGACGGUGGCGAGGUCAGUCUGCGGGAGUGGCUGGACCGGCCGGAGAGGUCUGUGGACCUCCUGGAGUGCCUCCACAUAUUCCGGCAGGUGGUGGAGAUGGUGAGCCUCGCCCACUCCCAGGGCGUCGCCGUCGGCAAUGUCCGCCCCUCCUGCUUCAUCAUGUCUACCUUCAAUCGCGUCUCCUUCAUCGAGUCCGCUUCCUGCUCGAGCUCUGGUUCCGAUUCCUGCGGAAAUGGCGGGGGAUCGGAGGACAAGGACGACGACGACGACGGCGACGGCGGCAGCGGCGACCCAUGGUCCACCUCGCCGUCACGGCCAGCGGAGACAUCUCGAGAGGGCGGAUAUGAGCAGACCUCGGACACCAGCUGCUUGAGAUCCUGCUCGGCUCAUGGGGAAGGGACGGGCCGGAGGAAGGAGGACGACGACCGUGGGAAGGAAGGGAGGGAGGUGGGGGAGAGGAAGAAGAGCUUCCCAUUGAAGCGAAUCCUGCUCAUGGAGUACAACUGGUACACAAGCCCCGAAGAAUCUGCGGCCAGCUCGGGCUCAUUCGCAUCAGAUAUCUACAAACUGGGCGUCCUCCUCUUCGAGGUCAGCGUCUAAUUCCAAUCGUCCUCCCUCGUUUUUUUUUUCUUCCCAUUAUUGCAAUUUCAUUGCUGAUAUUGCCGAUAUGGUCUCUGCCCACAGCUGUUCUGCCCAACGGGCUCCUUCGACGAGAAGCUGAGGACCAUGUCCAACCUGAGACACCGAGUCCUCCCUCCACCUCUGCUGCUCAAAUGGCCCAAGGAAGCUUCCUUCUGCCUAUGGUUGUUGCAUCCUCAGCCCAACACUCGGCCGAAGCUGAGGUCAGCUCAAUAUCCUUCAUCUCUCUACCCAAUCCUUCACCGUAUCUCCUUCUAGCCCAUGAGGGAUCAACUUAAAAAGUCUAUGCUGCCAGAAAGCUUGUUUGACCGAUGCUGAAUGGGAUUAUUGAGCAACUGGAAAUCCGCGGGUAUUACAGUUUAUCACAUCUUCAAAACUUAGUUUAGAGGGCUUCUAGGCCCUAGAUUACAGGAGAUUGGAUGGAACAUUGCCAGGCAAUCUUCAUGAGGGUGUCAGUUCCAUAGACUUCCGAGGAUCUUGGGCGUGGGGGAUCAUACUGCAUCUUAUAAUGCGAUUUUUUUCUAAAAAAAGGGCGAUCAUGUCAGGCUAAUUUCUUUUUUAUAAAAAAGGAAAAAGGCGGGGGCUGUUUCUUAAUGUUCUGUGCUUGGGUGCUUAGCCGAAUAAAGGGUAUGUGCUUGGGGGACUGUAUCUGUAGAACAAAAUUAAAGAAAAGAUUGUAUUUUUCAUGAUUUUGCAGGUUUCUAGCUAUCUGGGCAUGCAAAUACUGGUUGGAAUCAAGAAUAUUUGAUCAGGGGAUCGUACUAUAUCUUAUCAGGCCAUUUUUUUAAUAGAAAAGUGUGGAUUUUGAUGAUUUUAUAUCAAUUUAUAUGAUAUCUUCUUUCAUCCAACUAUCAUCAUCAUCAUUAUCAUCAUCAUCAUCAUCAUGGGCAUUGAGCGGAUCUUAUGAAUGGAUAGUGGCCAUGAGAAGAAAUGGGUUUUUUGGCGCUAUGAUUAUAAGUCCGUUUCAUGUUGGAAAACCCUCUCAGUGAGGUGCUGCAGAGUGAGUUCCUCAACGAACCGAGAGAUAGCCUGGAAGAGCGGGAAGCUGCGAUCAAGCUGCGCGAAGAAAUCGAGGACCAGGAGCUGCUGCUGGAGUUCCUCCUGCGGCUGCAGCAGUGCAAGCAGGAAACCGCCGACAAGCUUCACGACAUGGUGUUCUGCCUGUCCUCCGACAUCGGGGAGAUCCUGAAGCAGCUGGAGAUCGUGAAGAAGAAGGACGGCGAAUUCUACUCGGACCUCGAGCACGAAGACCACUCCGCCGUGGAGAAGGACGACUCGGUCAACUCGGGGUCUCGCAAACGGGUCCGCUCGAGGGUGCGGACCCAUCACGAAGACGAGCGCAGCGAGCCUCUGAGCGACAGCAUGAGGUCGGAGUCGCAGCAGAAGAACCAGGAGGUCAUCUCCUCGAAGAGCUCUCGGCUGAUGAAGAACUUCAAGAAGCUGGAGGCCGCUUACUUCUCGACGAGGUGCAGGAUGACGAAGCCGGGGAGCAGGCACGGGAGCAGGAACAUCGCUACCGCUGGGAGGGGCCCUGCGGUGAACUCGGUGGAUAAUCUUCUGGCCUACAAGGAGGUUCAGAGUGAAACCAGACAGAGCGAAUGGAUCAGCCCAUUUCUGGAAGGCCUGCGCAAGUACCUGUCCUUCAGUAAGCUGAGAGUGAGGGCGGACCUGCGGCAGGGGGACCUGCUGAACUCCUCCAACCUCGUCUGCUCCCUGGGAUUCGAUCGAGACAGGGAGCUCUUCGCCACCGCCGGCGUGAACCGGAAGAUCAAGAUAUUCGAGUGCGACGUCGUCCUCAACGAGGAUAGGGACAUGCACUACCCGGUGGUGGAGAUGGUCAGCCGCUCGAAGCUCAGCAGCAUCUGCUGGAACGGCUACAUCAAGAGCCAGAUCGCCUCCAGCGACUUCGAGGGCGUCGUCCAGGUCCUUACUAGCCAACCCUUCUCUCUCUGCGUCUCUCUCCUGCCCGAAUCUCUCUCUCUCUCUCUCUCACUCACUCUUGAUCUGCAGGUAUGGGAUGUGACGAGGAGCAAGGUGUUUUUGGAGAUGCGGGAGCACGAACGGCGGGUGUGGUCAGUCGACUUCUCGCUCACGGAUCCCACGAAGCUGGCCAGCGGGAGCGACGACGGGACCGUGAAGCUGUGGAAUAUCAAUCAGGCAAUUCCACUUUUGCACUUGGUGUAUGUCGGCUUUGAAACUAAAUGCGCUGCAGCCCUCUCUCGUUGCCAUUUCUUCGAGCCACCUCCCUGCGCCGAGCUUGCCUCACGGGUUCUUCUUCUUCCUCCUGUUGCAGAACGGGAGCACAGGGACCAUCAAGACGAAGGCCAACGUCUGCUCGGUGCAGUUUCCGCCGGAUUCGGCGUGGUCGCUGGCUGUCGGAUCGGCGGACCACCGGAUCUACCUGUACGACCUGCGCAACGUGAGGGCACCGCUGUACACGCUGGUUGGCCACGCCAAGACAGUGAGCUACGUGAAGUUCGUUGACUCCUCCACUCUAGUCUCCGCCUCCACUGACAACUCCCUCAAGCUCUGGGAUCUCUCCGCCGCCUCAUCCAGGGUCCUUGACUCCCCCGUCCAGACCUUCGCCGGCCACACCAACGUCAAGGUCCCCCCCUCCCCUCUCUCUCUCUCUCUCUCUCUCUCUCUCUCUCUCUCUCUAACGCCGUCGGACUUCUUCCUCUCUCUAAUGUCAAGGAGCUAAGCUAGCUCUUGGGUUCCUUCUUCUGUUGCAGAAUUUCGUCGGCCUGUCGAUAUCUGAUGGGUACAUCGCCACCGGGUCUGAGACCAAUGAGGUAAUCUCUCUCUCUCUCUCUCUCUCUCUCUCUCUACCUCUCUCUUUCUCUCGUUGAGUAUAAUCGUGCCAAUGAAUGGGGGGCGAGCAGGUCUUCGUAUACCACAAGGCCUUCCCUAUGCCCGUGCUGUCGUUCAAGUUCAACAGCGCCGACCCGCUGUCGGGGCGGGAGAUCGACGACAGCGCCCAGUUCAUCUCCUGCGUCUGCUGGCGCGGCCAGAGCUCCACUCUGGUCGCCGCCAACUCCACCGGCAACAUCAAGCUUCUGGAGAUGAUCUGA
Messenger RNA from Spirodela intermedia, 3992 nucleotides. NCBI's taxonomy places the organism in Eukaryota, Viridiplantae, Streptophyta, Magnoliopsida, Alismatales, Araceae. The record is from the annotation of a GenBank genome assembly.